Molecule: messenger RNA, 768 nt
Organism: Ostreococcus tauri
Lineage: Eukaryota; Viridiplantae; Chlorophyta; Mamiellophyceae; Mamiellales; Bathycoccaceae
Product: GUN4-like
Exons: 2
Coding region: 1-768 (255 amino acids)
Biological process (GO): chloroplast-nucleus signaling pathway
Cellular component (GO): chloroplast
Molecular function (GO): tetrapyrrole binding
Source: RefSeq, a predicted model, not a curated record
AUGUCCGUCUCCCUUCGCGUCCCCGCCGCGGUCGCUCGCGCGUCACCGCGCUCGGCCCGCGCGCGCGUCGGUCGUAGACGAUCUUCCCACCCCGCGCGAUCGUCCGCGACGAGCGGGACGUCGUCGACGGCGACGACGGAGGAUGGAAAACCCGCCCCGCCCGAGCUCGCGUCCGAGAUUGGCGUGGAUUACGAACCGUUCAGAGCCUUGCUCGAGGCGGGGGAGUGGGAAAAAGCUGAUGACGAACACCGGCGGUUGAUGUGCGUCUUGGCGGGCGAAGAGGCGGAGGAUCGCGAGUGGGUGUACUUCACCGAGGUGGAUAACAUGCCGGUGACGGAUUUGCGCACCAUCGACGCGCUUUGGAAGUACUACAGUAACGGAAGAUUCGGUUUCAGCGUGCAGCGGAAGAUUUGGAUCGGACAGAAGAGACAGUGGGCGAAGUUCUUCAAGAAGAUUGACUGGACGACGGGUGAAAACGGAGAUUACAGGAAGUUUCCGCAAGAAUUUCAAUGGCGCGCGGACGCGGCGCAGGGACACAUGCCGCUCACGAACGCGCUUCGAGGGACGCAGCUCCUCGCGGCGUUGCUCGAACACCCGGCGUUUGGCCCGGGUUUGCCGGAACGCACGAGUGAGGGCUCGUUCUACGAGGGCACGGCGUCGCGCGAGACCCCGGUGCGCUUUGAGAUGCCAACCGUCGGCGGCGUCCUCGACGUCGCCGUUCGAUUCGGCAAGUUUGGCGUCCUCUUCGCGCAAGAACUGAUGAAGUAA